GCAAAUCAUUAUGGUGCCUUCAACGCAAAGACAAUAAAUGAAACGCUUGCAGCGUAAAACGUAAUGAAUAUAAUGAAUAUAGCAAUGAGUAUUUCAUAAAGUAUCAGUAUAUUCCACAAAUUGUGCUCAAUCGUCUUAAUUUACUUUUGUGUAUUUUUUAAAUGGCUGCAGAAAACCACUUCACGUUUUGACCCACCUGGUAGUAUGUUAAGUGCCUUGUUUUACACCAGCUUGAGAGUUUGGCAUUUCUCGCGAGUGACAGUGGUCGCAAAUUGCAUUUGCGACCCGGACAUGUUUGACGCUGUCAAAUCCUAUGUGCUAGUAUACGGAUGCCCUCAGGCUGGCAUAAACAGUCAGCUCGUAGAACUGCUUAGACGAAUCGCAGCACUAUCUUCUUCUCGCCUGCUGAUAAACGGACGCAUGACGGCAUCUUUUCCCAUCGAAAGAUCUGUGAGACAAGGAGAUCCAAUCUCGAUGCAUUUAUUUGUGUUGUAUCUACAUCCUCUGUUGGUUUCGCUUGAGCGUGUGUGCGAUAACGACUUGAUAGUGGCCUAUGCGGACGAUAUCAGCGUUGUCGUCACAUCUGUGAGAAAAAUUGAACAAAUGCUUGAUUUGUUUCGUCGGUUUGGGAGAGUAUUGGGCGCUGUGCUCAACCUGAAUAAAACGACGUCGAUUAAUGUCGGCUUCGUGAAUGAAAAUACGAUUCAAGUGGACUGGUUGAGAACGGAGGACAGUAUCAAAAUUCUGGGCGUUAUCUUUGCUAACUCGCUACGAAUUAUGAUCAAUCUUAAUUGGAAUACGUUGAUAGGCAAAAUAGCUCACCAGGUACGGCUACAUUCUUUGCGCUCGCUCACUCUUCAUCAGAAGGUGAUACUCCUCAACACCUUCGUUACUUCUAAAGUAUGGUAUCUGUCAUCGAUUCUGCCAUUGUACAAUAUGCAUUCAGCAAAAAUAACUGCCACUAUGGGGAUACUACUAUGGAACAGACAUCCAGCACGCGUUCCGAUGCAACAGUUGGCAAGACCACGGAAACAAGGAGGGCUGAACCUACAGCUACCAGCGCUAAAGUGUAAAGCACUACUAAUCAAUCGCCAACUUCAAGAGAUUGGUUCCACUCCUUACUAUGCCUCCUUCAUAACUCAAGCAAAUCCCCGCCUUCCCCCACCGAACCUUCCCUGCCUAAAAACUUUCCUGCAAACAUUUCCACGUUUGCCUCCCCAGAUUCAACUGAAUCCUUCCUCCGAUCAAAUUCACCGUUUGUUUAUCGAUCAGACAGCCAAGCCAAGAGUGGAAUUACGGCAUCCCACAGUGAAUUGGAUGCGCGUGUGGAUCAAUAUUGGAAGCAACAAACUGACUUCAGCCCAGCGUAGUAAUUGGUAUCUAUUAGUAAACGGAAAAAUGGAGCAUCGUGUUCUGUGGCACACAAUUGGACGAGUUGAUAACGAACAAUGCCUGCACUGCAACGCUGCACGUGAAACACUCAAACACAAACUGAGUGAAUGUCCACGAGUAUCAGCGGCAUGGACGCUUCUUCAAAGAAAAGUAGCAGCGACACUUAACGGCAGCAGGAGACUUAUAUUCGACGAUUUAAUACAACCUAUUUUAGGAGAGUAUACAAACGUUAAAUAUUGUCUUAGCUGAGCGAUAUAUAG
Molecule: messenger RNA, 1652 nt
Organism: Toxorhynchites rutilus septentrionalis
Lineage: Eukaryota; Metazoa; Arthropoda; Insecta; Diptera; Culicidae
Exons: 2
Coding region: 205-1641 (478 amino acids)
Source: RefSeq, a predicted model, not a curated record